UCGACCCUCUCCCCUCCUUCCCCUCUCCCCACCACCACUAUCACCUAUAGAGGAAAGUUGUUGUGGAGAAUAUGAGCGCUGACGAGGCUAAAUACAAAAAGACCGGCAUGAACAUCCGCACCGGUGGGCUGGAGGCCUCGGCGAGCGAGGAGAAGAAGCCGAGCUCGGAAGGUGGAGGCGUGGCAAGCGAAGCGCAGAGGAGCGACGCACCGCUGUUUCGCCCAUCGACGACGCCGCUCGAGUCGCCGGCGUCGUACUUUCGCAUCUUGCGGAAUCCCAAGCCGCCGGCCAACAUGGAGUCGCUGCUGCUCGAGCCGUUCUGCUACAUCGCCGACGUGCCGGGCAAGGGCGUGCGGUCGAUGCUGAUCAAGGCGUUCAACCACUGGCUGGAAGUGCCAGACGAGCAGGUCCGCAAGAUAUCCGAGGUUGUGGAGAUGCUGCACAACGCGUCGCUGCUCAUCGACGACGUGCAGGAUGGGUCCGAGCUCCGCCGUGGAGUCCCGUGUGCCCACAAGGUCUACGGCGUGGCGCAGGUGAUCAACUCGGCCAACUACGUGUACAUGCUCGCGAUGGAGAAGGUGGCGGCGCUCGGCCACCCCGACGCGCUCUCGGUCUGUCUCGAAGAGAUGCUGCAGCUGCACCGUGGACAGGGCCUCGAGCUGGUUUGGCGUGACAACGUCGAGUGCCCGACCGAGGAAGAGUACCAGCGGGCGGUGCUGGACAAGACCGGCGGGCUGACCCGCCUCUCGUCCAAGCUCCUCACCCUCUUUGCGCAAAAGGACGAGGUGGUCGAUCUUGUCCCGCUCGCCAACCUCAUCGCGCUCCACUACCAGAUUCGCGAUGACGUGCUCAACCUGACCGACAAGCGCAUGCAGGGUCUCAAGGGCUUCUGCGACGACCUGACCGAGGGCAAGUUCUCGUUCCCGGUCAUCCACGCCAUCCGUGCUCGGCCCAACGACUCACGGCUGAUCAACAUUAUCCGCCAGCGGACGACCGACCCCGAGGUCAAGCGCUACGCCGUCCGCUACAUGCACUCUGUCGGCUCGUUUGUCUACGCCGAAAAGGUACUCAACAAGAUCCGAGACUCGAUCCUCGACACUAUUGCCGAGUACGGCGGCAACGAGCUCCUCACCACCAUCGUCGUCGACCACCUCUGCAAGCCGCUCGAUCUCUCCGUCGACGACGACUCUACUCACGACGCCCACGCCUCGUCUGCCCCGUCGAUGUUGUAA
Thecamonas trahens ATCC 50062 is the source of this 1232-nucleotide messenger RNA. Its product is annotated as farnesyltranstransferase. The coding region runs from base 72 to 1232 and encodes 386 amino acids. Gene Ontology annotation, molecular function: prenyltransferase activity. Gene Ontology annotation, biological process: isoprenoid biosynthetic process. The transcript has a single exon. The record is from RefSeq and is a predicted model, not a curated record. NCBI's taxonomy places the organism in Eukaryota, Apusomonadida, Apusomonadidae.